Megalops cyprinoides (Indo-Pacific tarpon) is the source of this 3064-nucleotide messenger RNA. RefSeq names its product eukaryotic elongation factor 2 kinase (gene eef2k). Gene Ontology annotation, molecular function: ATP binding; calmodulin binding; elongation factor-2 kinase activity. The transcript has 20 exons. Bases 286 to 2562 code for a protein of 758 amino acids. The record is from RefSeq and is a predicted model, not a curated record. Gene Ontology annotation, biological process: protein phosphorylation. NCBI's taxonomy places the organism in Eukaryota, Metazoa, Chordata, Actinopteri, Elopiformes, Megalopidae.
GUGGAGGACCGAGCACAGUGAAGUGUCUGGAAACCCGAUAUAACUUAGCUGCAGCGUUAACCACUUAGAUUUACGUUCAACGAUUUCCAUUACAUCGAGCCCAGAGACUGAGUUCGUCUCCCCAAAGCAAGCAGAGUCGUCUAGCUGUUUGACGUAAAGACGUUGAAACUGAAAUUGAAAUUUCCAACAAGGAAGAAAGGGGUUGAUAAAACACCAAGGCAUGCAUAAUUUCUUCGAAGGCUAACUGGACGUUUUGCGACUCAGUUCAUCACACCAGAGUGCGCCAUGGCUGACGAGGAGAUGAUGUUCAGCAUGGAGGAGGUGGGCAGUGCCAGGAGAGGUGUGAGCCAGAGGACGAUGUCCUGUCCUGACGCCAACAGCGAUGACGAGGAAGACUUCUACAUCUGCCCCAUCACAGACGACCCAGUCAGCCCUACCAAAGAAAUCUGCCACUACUUGAAGAACCUCAUUCACAACAAGCAGCUUACUGCUGGCUCGCCCAAGAACUCCUUCACGUACAAGAACACAAAAGGAAACGAGCCAGAACAGCGAUCGGUCAGUUUUGGGGCGUUAACUGAAAGAGGGCGGGCGACCUGGAAACAUGCUAUAGAGAAAGCCAGGGCCAUGCCUGACCCAUGGGCGGAGUUUCACCUGGAGGACAUUGAGACAGAACCGUGCAUACGGUACAGGUACAAUGCUGUUACUGGGCAGUGGGCACAAGACCAGGUUUACCUGAAGAUGGCUGCCCAGCCCUUUGGAAGAGGAGCCAUGAGAGAGUGUUACAGAACGAAGAAGUUGUCAAAUUUCUCUCACAGCAGCAACUGGAAGUCAGCCUCAAACUAUGUGGCAAAGCGCUACAUGGAAAGUGUGGACAGGGAGGUGUACUUUGAGGAUGUCAGGCUACAAAUGGAGGCAAAAUUAUGGGGAGAGGAGUAUAACCGCCAUCGGCCCCCCAAACAGGUGGACAUCAUGCAGAUGUGCGUGGUGGAAAUGGCGUCACGCCCAGGGAAACCCAUGUUCCACCUGGAGCAUUACAUUGAAGGGAAGUACAUCAAAUACAACUCCAACUCGGGCUUUGUGAGGGACGACAACAUUCGUCUCACCCCCCAGGCGUUUAGCCAUUUCACGUUUGAGCGCUCUGGACACCAGCUGAUUGUGGUGGAUAUUCAGGGAGUUGGAGACCUCUACACUGACCCCCAGAUCCACACUGACAAAGGAACUGACUUUGGAGAUGGCAAUCUGGGUGUGCGAGGGAUGGCACUGUUUUUCCACUCGCACCUGUGCAAUAAGAUCUGCAAGAGCAUGGGCCUCACUCCCUUUGACCUCUCCCCUGCUGAGAAGGCCCAGCUCGACUGCACCAGCAAGCUGCUGAAGUCUGCCAAGACGGUGUUGAGAGGAUGUGAGGAGCCGUGUGGGUCCCCCAGAGUUCGCACCUUUUCUGGGGGGCGCCUGCCCCCUCUCCUGACGCGCCUGUCAGAGACCUCGUCUACUGAUGAAAACAUGAGUGACCAGGACUCCAUGCCCUGCUCACCUCUUCAGCUGAGCGGCUCAGUGGGAAGAUCCCCUCUGUCCCCUCUGGGUUGGGGCUCCAUAAAUGAGAUGGACUUCCAGGGUGAAAGGAACAACAACAACCCGGAGCACAGGGACUCUGAGAGUGGUGGAGACAGCGGUUACCCCAGCGAGAGACGAAGUGAAGGAGACCCUGUGGAACAUGGAGAUAGGGGCAGUUUCCACAGCAGCAGACAUCCGUACGAGUCGGACGAGGACAGUGUUCGACGGAAAACCAAGCCCUCUCCUUCUGCAAACAUCACCCCAAACCAGCCGCUGACUGAAGAAAAAUGGAGUUUCUUCCACACUUCUCGUGCGAACAUACACAGGCCUUCCUGUGUGGCUGUGGAAGUUGAGAGGCUGAAUAAUCUGCUUCUGGAGCGAAAGAUUGGGAAGUCCAUCCUGGGCAAGGUCCACUUGGCCAUGGUUCGGUACCAUGAGGCAGGCAGGUUCUGCGAGAAGGACGAGGAGUGGGACCGGGACUCUGCGGUGUACCACCUGGAGCGUGCAGCCAUGUGCGGGGAGCUGGAGGCCAUCGUGGCCCUCGGACAGUGCUACAUGCAGCUGCCUCACCACGUCCUAACCGAGGUCACACUGGAGGACAGUGAAGAGAACAGGAAAAAGGGCUUCCAGUACUUGCUGCAGGCAGCUGAAGCGGGAGACAGACCCAGCAUGAUAUUAGUGGCCAGAGCCUUCGAUACUGGGGUCAACCUCUCACCAGACGGGACGCAGAACUGGGAAGAGGCAGUGCACUGGUACGACUGCGCCCUCAAUAUGAUGGACUAUGAUGAGGGAGGAGAAUUUGAUGGCAUGCAAGAUGAGCCACGGUAUCUGCUGCUGGCCAGGGAGGCAGAGAUGUACCAGGAAGGAAAGUUCGGCCUGGACACGGACUACCAGAGGGCAGGUGAUCUGUUCACAGAGGCAGCGGACGCAGCAAUGGAAGCCAUGAAAGGCAGGCUGGCCAACCAGUACUACAUGAAAGCUGAGGAGGCCUGGGGAAUGAUGGAGGAGUGAGAGACUCCAUCACAUUGGCCAGACUACUCGCAUCUCGAGCUAUUCCCUGACUCCUCAGAGCUCUCUUUGACUUAUUCCCAGACUGUUAAUGUUUACACCCCUUUAUAUAGAUUCAGAGUUUAAAUGCUGCAUUGUACUUUCGUAUAUGGCUGUCCUGGGGUUAUAUAACGGUGCUUUUUAUAUAAACUGUGAUGUCAGUCAUGUGCUUUUUUCUGAUCUUUGUCAGGCUGAUCUGCAAUUAAGAUCUCUGACAACCAGUCGCUCAUUUAUUUCCUUCUUGGAUUAUCUUUGUUUCAUAGAAAGGACAGGCAUUGUGCUUAGUGUUUCAGUGUUCUUCCUUUCCAAUCUCCCCGCCAAGCACUUUUCCAAAAUGAGAUAACAUUGAUUAGAAAGGGCAGAAUUUAGCAACAUUGUAAAGAGUUUUAAAAAGUUGUGUAUAUGACUUCAUGUGUUUUAAUGUCAUGCUCUUUUUUAUUGUAUGGUAGCCUAGACUGAAUGCUGC